GAUAGGAGUAGCCAUGAAUUUUAUGUGCUGAAAUAGAUCUGAUGUGAUAGGCACAGAUGUAAGGUCACGCUCCAAUGACGUCUAUCUAGGUGGCUAGGGAGUUCCUUAUCACAAAAAGGAGUUGAUCGAAGAUGUUGACUAAAGAAAGAGAUGGAGAGAAUUUAUUGCAUUGAUACGUAGCAUUAUCCUGUCCUGUGCCAUCUCUUCGCACUUUUUCUUUUUCCUUCUGCUCGUGUCGCUCUGCUUUGCUUUGUAAGGUUAAUCAAUAAUUAUGCUCAAGGUCAAGGGAAUCGGAUUGAACGCACCCGUCAUAGCUUAAAUCCGUACCUAUCUACCAAAUAAUUAUAAGUUAGUUCCAUUGUGGUCGGUCCCGUACUGUAAACUCGUACCCCAUCAGACAAAAAUCCGUCCAAAACCUCUGCCACUUCCAUCAUUUAUUCGGUCAUUGUGCUACAGAACGAAUGAACUGUUCUUCCAUACGCCCAUAUCUCUAGUUCUGAAAACCUCUAUCGUCUAUCGAAGGAGGGAUUCAGUACACAAAGUACCACUACCACAUAUCGGUCAUGGUCGUUAGCUCAUCGCAGAGCAUCCUCAAGACAGGCUCCUUCUCUGGCUUUCGCGCAUUGCAGGAGCAGCUUGGUAGUGGAUAUCUCGCCGCAGACACAUCGAGAUCGCAACCGUUAUGCGGUAACAAGGAGGGAUGGGGUCCAUUGAGUCCUCAUCGCUAUGACUUCACACCGUGUUUUAUGGAUGUUUGGGUGAGCUCUGUCGCGGCCUUUGGAAUCCUAGGAGGUGCUAUCGCUAUAUGGUGGCUCGUAAGAAGGAAGACUACGGCAGAAGUAAAGAAAAACUGGCAUUUUUGGCUCAAGCAGGCCGUUAUAAUAGGAAUCGCAACCUCAGUCGCAGUACAACUCGUUAUACAGAUACUUAACUACCCUGAUGUGUGGGCGGGCGAUUUUAGAUUCUGGACCAGUCUUCUACAGAUCGCAUCCCUUGGUGUCAUUUUUACCAUUCAAUGGCUCGAACAUACCCGGCUACGCAAUCCAAACGGCGUUGUACUCUUUUACUGGCUCCUUCUCAACAUCGCAUACGCAGUCAAGCUCCGAUCGUUGAUAUCCCAACAAAUCUACCACGAGCACCUUCCAUACUUCAUCGCAUACUGUGUUGGAUUUGGGUUAUCGUUGAUUGAAUUUGGCUUGGAGUGGCUUGUGCCAAAGAAGCAGAGCGUAUAUUCGGCAUUGGAAGAUGAAGAUGAAUGUCCUGUCGAAUAUGCCACUGUAUUUUCGAUCCUCACAUUUGGUUGGAUGACUCCAAUGAUGAAACAGGGUUAUAAGAAAUACUUGACAGAGGAUGAUCUAUGGAAUUUGGCAAAAAGGGAUACCACCAAGUCAUGUAGCGAGACAUUUCAGGAGGCCUGGGAUUAUGAAAUCGAACACAAAAAAGCCCCAUCUCUUUGGAUGGCUAUCUUCAGAUCUUUCAGUGGGCCAUAUUUCCGUGGCGCUCUUUUCAAGACUGUCAGCGAUUCGCUCGCCUUCAUACAACCGCAACUUUUGAAGCUAUUGAUCAAAUGGGUCAAGUCACGUACGACCGAUGAACCACAGCCUGUAAUUCGAGGAGCAGCUAUCGCUUUGGGCAUGUUUUCUGUUUCUGUAGGACAAACCAUGGCUUUGCAUCAAUACUUCCAGAGAGCCUUUGAAACUGGUAUGCGUAUUAAGACCGCCUUGACAGCAGCAAUUUACGGGAAAUCACUUAAGCUAUCGAACGAAGGACGAGCUAGCAAGUCUACUGGAGAUAUUGUCAACUACAUGGCUGUUGACACCCAAAGACUUCAAGAUCUUACUCAAUACGGUCAACAAUUAUGGUCAGCUCCAUAUCAAAUAAUUCUCUGCAUGGUAUCUUUAUAUCAGUUAGUCGGGUUAUCAAUGUUAGCUGGUGUCGCUGCUAUGCUUCUAAUGAUUCCAAUCAAUGGCCUCAUCGCUCGCCUAAUGAAAAAGUUACAACAGGAGCAAAUGAAGAAUAAGGAUUCUCGAACAAGAUUGAUCGCGGAAAUUAUCAACAAUAUGAAGAGUAUUAAGCUCUAUGCCUGGAGCUCUGCUUUCAUGGCCAAGUUAAACUUUGUCAGAAAUGACCAGGAACUUAAAACUCUACGAAAGAUUGGUGCUGCCCAAUCAGUUGCCAAUUUUACCUGGUCUACCACACCAUUUUUGGUGUCUUGUUCGACAUUCGCUGUUUUUGUGUUGACUACCAACAGUCCACUAACCACUGAUAUUGUGUUCCCUACUUUAACUUUGCUUAAUUUAUUAACAUUCCCGUUGGCAAUUCUUCCUAUGGUCAUUACCUCCAUCAUUGAAGCUUCCGUUGCUGUCAAGCGUUUGACAUCAUUCUUCACAGCCGAAGAGUUACAACCUGACGCGGUAAUUUUGAAGGGUCCUAUUGAGGAGGACGGUGAAGAGUCUUUGACUAUCAGAGAUGCUACCUUUACUUGGGACAGAAACUCUGACCGCAAUGUCCUGCAAGAUAUUCAUUUCUCUGCACAUAAGGGAGAACUUACUUGUAUCGUUGGUCGAGUCGGAGCAGGAAAGUCGUCUUUCUUACAAGCACUUCUUGGUGAUCUUUGGAAAGUUAAAGGCCAGGUAAUCGUUCACGGAAAAACAGCUUAUGUAGCGCAACAACCAUGGGUUAUGAAUGCUAGCGUCAAGGAAAACAUCCUAUUCGGUCACCGUUUUGAUCCUACCUUUUAUGAUAAAACUGUCAAGGCCUGCGCACUUUCGGAGGAUUUUGCUCAAUUGCCAGAUGGUGAUGAAACUGAGGUCGGAGAGCGUGGUAUUUCCUUGAGUGGAGGUCAAAAAGCACGAUUGACUUUGGCAAGGGCAGUCUACGCUAGAGCUGAUGUGUAUCUAUUAGACGAUUGUUUAUCUGCUGUUGAUCAACAUGUUGGCAGACACUUAAUCGAUAAUGUCUUUGGUUCAACCGGAUUACUCAGUGGAAAGACUAGAGUCCUUGCCACAAACUCUAUUCCCGUUCUCAAAGAGGCGAACCUCAUCUGCUUGAUUCGAGAUACUAAAAUUAUCGAACGCGGUACAUAUGAUCAGGCCAUUGCUAGAAGAGGAGAGAUUGCAAAUCUGAUUAACACAUCCGAAAACAAGGAUGUGUCCACAGAUUCUGAAACCACCGAAACUAGCGAUUCUUCAACAAUACUUGACUUUGAGCAGCCAGGAGAAGAGGAAGAAAAGGACGAAGCUGAAGAAGCCCAAGAACAUUUGACACAACUUCAACCCAUUAGACCUGGGGGAUCAGGUGUUAAGAAGAGGAAGGGUAGCUCUAAUACGUUGAGACGUGCCAGUACAGCAACUUUCAGGGGUCCAAGAGGCAAACUACGUGAUGAAGAAGAUGGUUCGAAAUCUAAGCAAGGCAAAGAACAUUCUGAACAAGGAAAAGUGAAAUGGGAUGUGUAUGCUGAAUAUGCUAAGACUAGUAAUCUUGCUGCCGUCUUGAUCUAUUUGACUAUGUUGGUUGGCGCACAAACGGCACAGAUCAGUGGCAGUGUAUGGCUUAAAAGCUGGGCCGAGGCCAAUGACAAACUUGGCAUCAACCGAGAUGUCGGCAAGUACAUUGGUGUAUACUUUGCCUUUGGUAUUGGAUCUGCCGCUCUCGUGGUUGUCCAAACCUUGAUCUUGUGGAUAUUCUGUUCUAUCGAGGCAUCUAGGAAACUUCAUGAGCGUAUGGCAUUUGCCAUUUUCCGAUCUCCAAUGUCCUUCUUCGAAACUACUCCCGCAGGUCGUAUUCUCAAUCGCUUUUCGAGUGAUGUUUAUCGGAUAGAUGAGGUACUUGCGAGGACUUUUAACAUGCUAUUCGUCAACACAGCUCGGGCAUUGUUUACCCUAGUCGUCAUUUCUGUAGCAAGCCCACCUUUUAUUGCCUUCAUCUUCCCGCUGGCAGGCGUGUAUUACUGGGUGCAGCGUUAUUAUCUCCGCACUUCCCGUGAGUUGAAGCGCUUGGAUAGUGUCAGCCGAAGUCCAAUUUACGCCCAUUUCCAGGAAUCUCUUGGAGGAAUCGGCACCAUCCGAGCUUAUCGUCAACAAAAACGAUUCACACAAGAAAAUGAAUGGAGAGUUGACGCUAAUUUGAGAGCUUACUUUCCAUCUAUCAAUAGCAAUCGAUGGCUUGCUGUAAGACUCGAAUUCCUCGGAUCGAUUAUCAUCUUAGCCGCCGCCGGAUUGUCUAUCGCGACUGUGGCUGCUGGACGUCCCCUAUCUUCCGGUUUUGUCGGACUGGCAAUGUCAUAUGCUCUUCAAAUCACACAAUCUUUAAAUUGGAUUGUUCGUCAAACGGUUGAAGUGGAAACAAAUAUCGUAUCUGUCGAACGUGUCCUCGAGUAUGCUAGAUUACCAAGUGAAGCUCCAGAAGUGAUUCACAGACAUCGACCACCAAUCAGUUGGCCUGCAUCGGGCGGAGUGAACUUCAAUAAUUACAGCACACGAUACCGUGAAGGCUUGGACCUCGUGCUCAAAAAUGUCAACCUUGACAUCAAGCCACACGAGAAGAUUGGAGUAGUAGGUCGGACAGGUGCAGGAAAAUCUAGUUUGACAUUAGCCCUAUUUCGGAUCAUCGAGCCGAGUGAGGGUAAUAUCAGCAUUGAUACAUUGAAUACGUCAACAAUAGGGCUACUAGAUCUAAGACGUCGACUAGCAAUCAUCCCACAAGAUGCGGCUCUGUUCGAGGGUACAGUACGCGAUAACCUUGAUCCAGGUCAUGUACAUGAUGAUACAGAGUUGUGGAGCGUACUAGAACAUGCAAGGUUAAAAGAUCACGUCUCGACUAUGAGUGGUGGAUUGGAAGCUAAAAUUCAAGAAGGGUUCGUGAUACCAUCUCCUUAUCUUAAGCUGAACCCUUUUCCGCGGUCACCCUCCUAUUUCCAUGAUUUUUCCUUUCGUCCUUUUUGCCAAACCUUUCACCACGUCACUGCCCAACGUCACAAACAUUAAACAUCACAUGCCAUUCUUUUGCGUUAUCCUCCAGUUUUGAUUUGCGAUUUCUUAUUCCAUCGUUUAAUCUCUCGCUCAAAGAUCCCGUUUUUUCCGUACUUUUCUUUCCUCUUCUCCUAAUAUCAAUGAAACUGUUACCACAUUUAUCACAACACCAUUUGCAACACAACCCUAAUCUGAAUUCCCAACAUAAAAAUCACACAAUUUCAUUCAGCCUGGUUUUCUAAGGACAGAGAUAAGCUAACCACAUCUUUUACCGGAUAUAGCGGAUCCAAUCUUUCUCAAGGCCAACGACAACUUGUCUCUCUUGCACGAGCACUCCUUGCUCCUUCUAAUAUUCUAGUAUUAGAUGAAGCCACCGCGGCGGUAGAUGUGGAAACGGAUGCACUAUUGCAGACAACAUUACGAUCUCCACUUUUCGCAAAGAGAACAAUCAUUACGAUUGCGCAUCGCAUUAAUACAAUUUUGGAUAGUGAUAGAAUUGUAGUGUUGGAGCAGGGACAGGUUAAGGAAUUUGAUAGCCCUAAAAACCUUAUGGAGAAGAGGGGUCUCUUUUGGAAGUUGGUCAGAGAAGCGGGACUGGAGGGGAGUGUGAGAUAAAUUAGGAGUAAGUGAGAGAAUUUGUGGCCGAGUAAAUAAUUAAGGGAGAAGUGAUGGGUUGAAAGAAGUCGGGAAAAAACUUAGGUCACCUCUUUUCAAAAGAUUAGUCGAAGAUUGAAAUUGCACUAUUGUUUUGCACAUGGCUUAGGUACAUUUCUUUGUCCUGUCUCGCAUAUUGGGUUUUAAGGAUGGAAAGGAAAAUUUUUAUAUGGUAAAAUUGUAAAAUGAAGAGUUGAGAUGCAAGGGAAAAUAUUGGAGGGUGUUGACUGAGUGAAUGCUUGUGGAUAAAGGAGAGGGGAAUCGUGUAUUGAAAAUUUUGAAUAUUAUGAAACAUUUUGGAUGGGUUUUAUCAUGAUGCAUUCCCGGCUGGUGGUGAUAUAUGUGUAAACCUAAGAUGUGGCUGUAAGAUCUGAAUAUACGUACAUGUGUAUCAGGGUGUGAUCUCCCUUGAGCUGAUGGUGAUGGUGAUGGUGAUGAUGAUGAUGAAUUUCCAAAGGCA
Messenger RNA from Botrytis cinerea B05.10, 6084 nucleotides. RefSeq names its product Bcycf1 (gene Bcycf1). Gene Ontology annotation, biological process: transmembrane transport. Gene Ontology annotation, molecular function: ATP binding; ABC-type transporter activity; ATP hydrolysis activity. The record is from RefSeq and is a predicted model, not a curated record. Lineage: Eukaryota; Fungi; Ascomycota; Leotiomycetes; Helotiales; Sclerotiniaceae. The transcript is spliced from 10 exons. Gene Ontology annotation, cellular component: membrane. Bases 564 to 4985 code for a protein of 1473 amino acids.